Solanum lycopersicum (tomato) is the source of this 3085-nucleotide messenger RNA. Its product is annotated as protein FAR1-RELATED SEQUENCE 4-like. Gene Ontology annotation, molecular function: zinc ion binding. NCBI's taxonomy places the organism in Eukaryota, Viridiplantae, Streptophyta, Magnoliopsida, Solanales, Solanaceae. The record is from RefSeq and is a predicted model, not a curated record.
UAAUAUGGCCCUUUUCUGUUUUUUUUUGUCUAUAAUGUCCUUUUCUUGAAGAAUGGUUGACAAGGUGGACCUAUUAUUCUAUUAUGGGGGCAAGUGGGUACUGACACCUAAUGUUAUUUACAUUAAAAAAUUCACUCAUGUUUGGAAGGAGUAUGAUCCAGAUUUAUUGUCAUAUAUAGACAUAUGUGAAGAGUUCCAUGAAAAGUUAGGCUUUAGUAAGGUACAACAACUUCUACUCAAAGGACCUUCUGAGACGUAUUAUUUGAUUGAGGGGGAUUCUGGCAUAAGAACAAUACAAACAGCACUGUCUAUUAAGUCCGGUGUACUUGAAUUAUUUGCUGUAGAUGAGGGGGAUGAUGUUGUUCCAGCUAUUGACAUCAGCCACAAUGAUGAACCAUACUUAGUCACAGUAGAUGUUGCUACUGAAGGUGAAUCAAGUGAGGAAGAAGAUGAUGAAACUGAACCUAAUCUAGUCACAUUGAAUGAACCUAAUCUAGUCACAGUGAAUGUUGGAAUAGAUGUUGCAACUGAAGGUGAAUCAAGUGAGGAAGAAAAUAAUGAAAAUGAGCCUUAUCCAAGUGACUACAAUAGUGAAGAAUUGGAAUCCUUUAGGUUGGAAAAGAAAAGAGAAAUUAAUGAUCAACUUGACAACUUUAAAGAGUUGGAAAAAGGUAUGAGUUUUAAGAACCUUGAUGAAGCUAAAAGGGUUGUAAGUUACUACUGAAUUGCUAGGAAGGUUGCCCUUAGAGUUGACAAGAGUGACUCUGUUAGAGUUAGAUAUAAAUGUAUUGUUGGUUGUCCUUUUGUGAGUCUUAUUUCUGAAGUUAAGAAAGGGCAAGGAUUUGAAAUUAAGACUUUGCAAACAAAACAUACAUGUCCAGAAGCAUUCAAGAAUAGAAGAGCUACUCAACAAGCUCUAGCACACUACUUUAAGAAUAGGGUCCAAAAUGAUCCUAACUGCAAAGUGACUGAAAUGAGAAAGAUUGUAGAUGAUAACUUUAACCUUAAUAUUAGUUAUUCAAAAAUGAAGAGGGUUAAAAGACUUGUACUGGAAAAACUAGAUGGUAGCUAUGUUGAUGAUUUCAAUAAAUUGGAGGGUUAUGCUCAAGAGUUAAGGGACAGUAAUCCUGGUACUGAUGUAAUUAUAAACAUAUCCAAAGAGGCUUUGUUGGAACAUGGACAAAUAAAAUUUUUGAGAAUGUAUAUUUUUAUUCAGGCUUUGAAAAGUGGUUGGAGAGCUGGUUUGAGACCAUUUAUAGGGUUAGAUGGCACCUUUUUAAGAGGCAAGUUCAAGGGAAUUUUAUUGGUCGCACUUGGUCAAGAUUCAAUGAAGCAUUUCUAUCCACUUGCUUGGGCAGUAGUUGAUAGAGAAACUAUUAGAACAUGGAAAUGGUUCAUUGAGUUGCUGAGGAACUCAUUGGGGUUGGCAGAUGGUGAAGGAUUGACACUAAUGUCUGAUAUGCAAAAGGGCUUGAUUGGUGCUGUUAGUGCUUUGCUUCCAAAAGCACAACAUAGAUGGUGUGCAAAACACAUAGAAGCCAAUUGGUCUAAGUCUUGGAGUGGUGUACAGAUGAAGAAGAUGUUUUGGUGGUAUGCUUGGAGUACAUAUGGAGAGGAAUUUGAAGACCAAUUAAAGUCCAUGGGUUCUGUGUCUAAAAAAGCAGUCGAAGGUCUUUUAUGGUAUCCACCACAACAUUGGUGCAGGGCCUUUUUUGACACUGUCUGCAAAAACUACUCAUGUGAAAAUAAUUUUACUGAGUCUUUCAACAAAUGGAUUUUGGAAGCAAGGGCAAAACCAAUAAUCAAGAUGCUGGAAGACAUUAGAAUUAAGGUUAUGAAAAGGUUGAAAAAACUUGAAGAAGAGGGUAAGAAGUGGACGGAAGAGUAUAGUCCAUAUUCUGUGGAUCUGUAUCAUGAUUUCAGAAUGAUUGCUCAAGGUUGUCAAGUUGUUGCUAAUGGAGACUUAGGAUAUGAGGUGGUUGAGGGUGUAGAUAGACAUGUUGUGAAUCUUGCUAGAAAGAAGUGUACUUGUAGGACAUGGGAUUUGAAAGGAAUACCAUGUCCUCAUGCUAUUAAAGCAUUAGAACAUGAUAAAAUAGAGCCACUGAAUGAGAUGCAUUGGUGGUAUUCUAAAGAAGCUUACUUGCUUGUAUACCAGCCUAAAAUGCAACCUGUUAGAGGUGAGAAAUUCUGGAAAAUUGAUCUUUCUCAAUCUAUGCAACCACCACAAAUUCAUAAAUUGGUUGGUAGACCAAAAUUAAAGAGAGUAAGGGAAAAAGAUGAGGCAAGAAAAAGGGAAGGAUUAUGGUCGAAAAGUAGAAAAGGAUUGCAAAUGACAUGUGGAAAUUGCAGUGCUGUAGGUCAUAAUCGAAGAAGAUGUCCCCUACUUCAAGAAGGAAGACAAGUUCUCCCAGAUGAACCAAUCUUGAUGCCAACUCUUGAAUUUGUUGCAUCUUCUAGUCGACAAACUAGCCAUCAAUCAAGUGAAGAAUUCAAUGAAGUUGCUGGUCCUUCAAAAUCAAAGAGAAAAAAUGUUUCAAAGGACAAAGUUGAUGCACUACCAAAGAGGUCUAAAAACGAUGGAAAAGAAAAAGUUAUUGCACCUUUGAUUGCAAUUGUUGAUCGGGAUGAAGUUGAAGACAGUAUUGAAUCUGAGGAUGAGAAUACAAUCCUUGCACCUAGAGUGAUAUCUGAAGAAAAAACUAGACUUCAAAUGAAGAAGAUGCUACAACAACCAAUUGGUUCAAGAAUGAUUAGUUAUAAGGGUGAUGAAAAUGGUGUUGUUGUCCCUACUAAUUUACCAUACUCACCAAAAAAGCUAACUUGGAAAGGCAAAGCAUGUGUGACCUCAAGUCAGUUGAAUAAAGACAAGGAAAAAAAGAUUGGCAAGCUUAAGGCAAAGAGGGGCAAACAUUAGAAAGUAGUUGUUAAGUAUUGGUUUAAAGAGUUUUUAUUUAGUAUGUAAUGGCACAAUGGAACUUCUUAAACUGCUAUUUUUGGAGGGGCAAGCAUUACAAAUUAGAUUGAUAAUGUUUUGUUGGCUGAAAAUAUUUUGUGACUUGAAAAUUUUAUGAAUGCAUUCUAU